Molecule: messenger RNA, 5871 nt
Organism: Mesocricetus auratus (golden hamster)
Lineage: Eukaryota; Metazoa; Chordata; Mammalia; Rodentia; Cricetidae
Gene: Srsf11
Product: serine and arginine rich splicing factor 11
Exons: 11
Coding region: 3852-4754 (300 amino acids)
Biological process (GO): RNA splicing
Cellular component (GO): nucleoplasm
Molecular function (GO): RNA binding
Source: RefSeq, a predicted model, not a curated record
GCCUUUGCCAGUCUCCUCUCGUGUCUGCUUUGUUAAGUUCCAUGACCCAGACUCAGCAGUUGUGGCACAGCAUCUGACAAACACUGUGUUCGUUGACAGAGCUUUGAUAGUCGUACCAUAUGCUGAAGGUUUGUGCUUUGUUUCACUACCUACGUGGGCACCCCUACCUGGCCAUCGGCCACAGUGUAGGUGUAGAGUAAGCAUCACUAGCUUGUUAAACUCUGAGCAUUCAUUUGAAACCCUUGUUAUACUGCACUCCAUAAUUCUUACCUGGAGAUUUUUUUUCUUACUCUAAAACUUAGAAAUCAAGUCUGCUUUAUAAGGUAAUUAACUUUUUUGCUGUCUUUAAAAUGUUUUAUGUUUAUUAAAACCAAAUUCCUAAUUAAGACUCUGAGAUAUGUUAAUGUUAAGUCCCAAAGGUAAAGAAUUAUACCAUGUCACUCUUACACAGAAAUCUUCAAAUAAAUGCAUGAUGUUUUUGUUGUAAAUCAAUAGCUAAGUCAGUUUACUUCCUUGAUUCUCUCACUCAAAACAAAAACCCCACAUGAAUUCCAGUAUACCAAGGGUUACAAUAAUUUUAGUUUUGGAAAAGUUUAAGAUUUCCUAUAGUUUAGGUGCCAGAUGGGCACUGGGUGUAUGUUUUUAUGCCAGAUUUUCUUGUUCUUGUUAUAUUUUCUAGAAUAUCUCAAAAUAAUGAACUCUUCUCUCUGUUGUGUGUGUGACUUUUGUAGUGGAGAAGGCACAUGCAAACCUCCCAGAUGGCUGGACACAGUGGGUGCUCUGCAGCUGCAGGCUCUAGACACUAACUAAACCAGCGAGCACUCGAGCCCCCAAGUGUUUUCCUGCUGUCACCAUUUCUUAACUGCAUUUUCUCUCUUUUUACAUUUUAGGCUGUUAAAGUAAUUUGACAGAAAAAAAAAAAAUGAGCAGGUUUUUGGAUCUAAAAAAGCCACUCUGACAGGACGGCACUAUUUUAAUGCCAUUUUGUAAAACUUUUCUAAGGCAUAUUUUACAUUAGCUUGUUCCCAGUGAACUGCUGUUUGGUUUGUUUUUGGUAAUUAUAAAUCUUUAAUGGGGAAAUCAUUGCUAUGACAUGUUACUGAAUUUUAACUUAAUAACUUAAUAUACUGUCCAGGAUCUACAUGCUUUCCCCUUCUUCAAUAAACUGGUCAGUGGAAGCAGUAUCUUAUAAUUGUUGCUUUUUAGAUGCUUCUUAGAUAAUUGAAGACAAAUGUGAAGAUUUGCCAUCAUAGCUGUGCAAGUUGAAAAAUGUCUAUCAUAGAGAAUUGCCUCUGGUUUUUAUAAGGAAAUUAUAUUCAGAGAUGAGUUAUGGCAUGCUAUUUUGGUAACUGUAUCUAUCACCAAGGUGUUAAAAUAUGUGAGAUGUGAGGCUAGUAACAAUAUUUCUAUGAAAGAAAAGACAGAAGCUGAUUUAGUAUAUUUUGGAUAAGCAAUUCCUAUUAUUUCAGUGUGCCUCUUAUAAGACUUAACCACCACCUUAAACCAACAGAGAACUUACAGAACUCAGUUCAGGAUGAGUAAAGUAGACAGUAGGUCUUGAAACGGUCAUGCCAUGUGAGUAAUGUGCAGAGAACUUCAGUUAGCCAUAAAUGUAAUGAGCCUGGGAUGCAAUAUAGCAUAUCAUAUAACUGGGUUUUUAUAACUAUUUAAGCCAUAGACAUUUUUGUAGAUGUGUUUUUGAAAGUGAGGUUUUUGGGAGUAUGUAUAGAGCUAUAGAAAUGCUUAGUUCAGAAAUCUGUUUUUGCUACUUUUAAUUUGUGGUAUGAUGUGCUGUAUUAAUGUUACCUCCACAAGUAAACUGAUGUGUUCGAUCCCUUUGUUGCCAUUCACUCUGGUUUUAGCCCUUAACAAACACUUUGGUGUUGACUCUUGGUCAGUGUGUUAGAACAAUAGACCAAAGGUAUACGGUAAGAAUAGUCUUACUUGGUAAAAUGUAGAGAUAGCUGGAUAUGGAAGGUGCUCUUAAUAGUAAUGGAUUUGGGGGCAUCUAGGUUCCUUGGUUAAUGUUUGUUUCUUUUGUCUGUUUCUUUUUCUUUCAUUUCUACACAUUCAUGCAGUAUUUCAUGGUUCUAUCAAAGCAGCAGUAAAAAAAUACUCUUGACGCAUGAGAAUUAACUGGUGAGGGGCCUCAUUGCUAUUUUUAAAUUGUAGUUUUAUUUUUAGUCCUUUUUAAAUCAGAGGAUCAGAUGCAUGACUUUUUUAAUGGAUGCAGAUCUUCUCUCAGGUGUCUCACAAUAAAUUCAAGAGGAUUUUAGUUUGCCAGAAAUGUUGCAAAUGCACUAAUUUGAGUAAGAUGUUGAUACUUAGUAUAUCCUCUUGAGACAUAAUUUUGCAUGCAAAAUUAUCCCUUAAUCUUUGUAGGUUUGUUAAUAUUAAUGCAUUAAUGCCCUAUAUCCAAAUGAUCUUCUCCCCUUCCCUCCAUAACUCUUGGUAUCUAAAUUGAUGACAGCUCUGACACAAGCAAGAUAGCAGUGCUGUGUAGUAUACAUUUGUUUAUAUUAUCGGCACUUCUCAGUGUAGGUGGAAGGAACCAUUACCUUUAUUUAACAGUGGUUUUUCUUUUUUGUUGUUGUGUUUUACAGUUCUUUUCCCUGGUUCAGCCUGAACUAUAUACCAGGCCCUGCUGAAAAUACCACCCAACAGUUUUCUUCUGCAGCUUAUCCAGUUUCUCUUAAGUGCCCUGUACAUAUUGUAUGUUUUAUAAUGAGAUGCAGUUUCUUAAUAUGUAUUACAGAAAUACUACUGGUAUUUGCAAAUAUGUAGUUUAAUUGUAUUAUUGAACUCUCACUUUGGGGGCUUGGGCACAUUAACAGAUUAAUCCAUCUGUAUAGGGCUUUUGCUGUUGGAUAGAAUUUAAAUUGUCUACAUAAAUUGUCUUAGGACCUUUAAAUUUUAUCUGAAUACACAGAUUAGGCUUUAAAAGCAGGCAUACAUGUUGUGUUGGGCUUAAGGAGUUUUGAACAAGUUAGAUAUUAAACUGACACUACCUAGCAACAUUUUUUGAUAUGGUUAGCAUGGCACAUAUUGGAACCUAAAGCAUUUAACUGUACAGGUAAGGAAUGUGCCAUGUUUUACCCACUCCCUCUCCCUCCCCCCUCCCUCCUUCCCUUUCCUUCUCCCUCUCUUCUUCUCCUCUCUCUCUCUCUCUCUCUCUCUCUCUCUCUCUCUCUCUCUCUCCCCCCUUCCCUCUCUCCCUCACUCUGCACCUCCCUUACUUCCUCCUCUUCUUCCCACUCCCCCUACACACAUUUCCCCUGUGUAUUCAGAGACCUUCAGAAACAUUCAUAUUCAUGUCAUGAGUCAGCAAAAGCCCUACUCUUGAUUCCAACAGAAUAUUUCCUUUACAUACUUUCCUUCUUUAAUUUUUACAAAAUUUGUAUGGUAGGUGUAAAGAAAAUCAUAGUAACUGUACCAUAUUAUUAACCCCUAAAUCAAACUUUUUUUGUCUUGUGUAUCUUGAUUUUUCUGUGUGCUUUAUAGUGAAGCAGCCGACACGAGUCGUUGUUCAUAAAACAGCUUUUGAAAGUUGAGAGCACACCCCUGGAGAACCGACUGUGCUUGCUUACGUUUGGUUCAUGACUUAAAAAUCGAGUACAGGAGUUAUUCCUGAUGAGACUAAGGCUUUGUCACUAUUGGCACCAGCUAAUGCAGUGGCAGGUCUUCUGCCUGGUGGUGGACUCCUGCCUACGCCCAACCCACUUACCCAGAUUGGCGCUGUUCCCCUGGCUGCAUUGGGAGCUCCAGCUCUUGAUCCCGCCCUUGCUGCUCUUGGGCUUCCGGGAACAAACUUGAACUCGCAGUCUCUUGCUGCAGACCAGCUGUUGAAGCUUAUGAGUACCGUUGAUCCCAAAUUGAAUCAUGUGGCUGCUGGUCUUGUUUCACCAAGUCUGAAAUCAGACACCUCUAGUAAAGAAAUAGAGGAAGCCAUGAAGAGGGUGCGUGAGGCCCAGUCCCUGAUUUCUGCAGCUAUUGAGCCAGACAAGAAAGAAGAAAAGAGAAGACAUUCGAGAUCAAGGUCGCGCUCAAGGAGGAGGAGGACCCCCUCAUCCUCCAGACACAGGCGGUCACGAAGCCGAUCAAGGAGGCGGUCACACUCCAAGUCCAGAAGUAGAAGGAGAUCCAAAAGUCCAAGACGGAGAAGAUCUCAUUCCAGAGAGAGGGGUAGAAGGUCAAGGAGCACGUCCAAAGCCAGAGACAAAAAGAAAGAAGAUAAAGAAAAGAAACGAUCCAAAACCCCACCAAAAAGCUACAGUACAGCCAGACGCUCUCGAAGUGCAAGCAGUUUCCACGUUUGUGAUUCUAGGGAGAGGCGGCGGCGGCGAAGCAGGAGUGGUACAAGGUCUCCUAAAAAGCCCAGGUCUCCUAAAAGAAAGCUGUCCCGCUCACCAUCCCCAAGGAGACAUAAAAAAGAGAAGAAGAAAGAUAAGGACAAAGAAAGAAGCAGAGAUGAAAGGGAACGAUCAACAAGUAAGAAGAAGAGAAGCAAAGACAAGGAGAAGGAGCGAGAAAGGAAGUCUGAGAGCGACAAAGACGUCAAACAGGUGACGCGAGAUUAUGAUGAAGAGGAGCAGGGCUAUGACAGCGAGAAGGAGAAGAAAGAGGAGAAGAGACCAACAGAAGCAAUGUCCCCUAAAACAAAGGAGUGCUCUGUUGAGAAGGGGGUGGGCGACCUGCGAGAGUCCAAAGUAAAUGGGGAUGACCACCAUGAAGAAGACAUGGAUAUGAGUGACUGAGUCCCUCCCUGAAGCUGGCUGCAAAUGGGCCUCGUUAUCAGUCCUGGUGAUAACUAAUGCUGUGUGUGUUCAUCUCACCUAGGUGUAUACAGCUGCACAUUACCAGUGGUUGCAGAACACCCAAUUGUGACCUCUAGUUCUUUACAGCAAAAGCUUUUAGAAAGUGGUACCUGGGUGACCAGCACUGCCAUGGUGAUAUCCAUUUGCGUGACCAAGCAGCUGUGCAACUGCUGCUCCUAACACAAAUGAACAGCUGCAUGCAUCUCCAGCAGGCAUGGAUUGUCUGUCGUAUGAGCCUCAGUGCGUUCACUUAGAGUAUUUCUAGAGUUUGAGUCCUUGCCGUGAUAGAGCCAUGUAGGGAAUGCACUGAUUGCAUGUUACCCCAAAUGUCAUGAAACCCUCCAACAUGGUGACCUAGUUAAUGGUCUUAUUUGUUGACAUGACAAAUUAACAUUCUUAGAGUUACAUCUGGAAACAAGCAUUUGUGAUAGAUAAGCCUUUUGAGCCUUGUGGCUAAAUUUUUGUGGCUUUGUUUAACUUUCAAAGGUUAUAUAUGCACUAACCUUUUUUGAUGGCUAAGUAGGCUUUAAAUUACAGAAAAUUCAAAUAAAACUGGCUGUAAAAAUAUGUUUUGAAUUAGAGUUGUUCACAUUUCCAUAGCUACUUAGUUUUUUUUCCAAUAAUUUAUUUCACAUCUCUACCAGUGAACGCAACCUGCUUAUCCAGCCCAUCACUAAGAAAAUAACCUCGUCCUGAUUUUCAGUUUUCAACUUUUGUUUAGUUUUAAAGCUCACUGUUGAACAAGAGGUGGUGGUGCAUUUUAAAUUGACCUUCAUGUGCUUUUAAAAUAUGACAAAUCUUGAUAAUGUACUUUUAUUUGAUCUCAAGUUGUACAAAACCAAUAAACUUGUGUUACUUUGAUUGCAGUAGUAUCUUAUGCACAGUGAUUCCAUGUUAUAUGCAGAUUAGGUAGGUAACUGUUUUCUUAGUUACAGGAGUUAAAAGCUUGACUUUUGUGCAUUAAAAGACAAAAGUAGGCUACCGUCUGUGCCAUGUUGAUGUACAGUUUCUGAAAUUGUUUUACAGGACUUUGAUAAUAAAACCCUUAAACUCACAA